UUCUUUGAUAAAUAUUACUGAUGAAUUGUAUACUAAAACUAUUUCAUCUGUUAUAAGUUCUAUAUUGGUUAAUGUUGGCUUUACUAAAUGUGAGCCAAAAGUGUUAUCCAUAUUUAAUGAAAUGUUGCAAUCUUUGUUGAUUGAAACUGGUAGGUUGUCAAGGAAUUUUGCUGAACAUGCAUGUAGAACAAAACCUGUAUUCGCUGAUGUCUUAUUGGCCUUAGUAGAAAUGGGCAUUGAUGUUAUGGGAAUACCAGAGUUUACAUUAAAGGAAGGAAAUAAGAUUGUUCUUCCACCUUUACAACAUCAAAAUAAGCCAGCAGACUUAAAAACUCUAAAGAGUGGACCUAGAGAACACUUUUCAUAUAUCCCUGAAUAUUUUCCUGAGUUACCCGAUAAGAGAACCUAUAUAAAUACUCCUGUGAAUAAUUCUGAAAAUGCCGAUGACGAAACUGAGGUUUCCAGGGAACGUGCUAUUUCUGAAAAACGAGACAUCGAAAAGGCAUAUACCAGAUUCCUAGCAAAAAUUGGCCCAUCCUUCUCUUUGUUCGAGGAUGAUCAUAGUGACAAAUUUUUAAUAAUGGAUGACAAAUCGCUCCUCUCGGUUAACAGGAUACCAGCUUAUGUUCCAGCACUUUUAGGAAAAUAUUCUUAUGGAAUCUUUGAAGAUGUAGAGCAAUCAGGUGAAAAUGGGGAUAUAGCGACUAGUUCACUCUUUAGCUUAUCUACCAACUUGAAUACCGCCAAAUCGAUCGACAAGAAAAAGAAGAAAGUGGCAUUUACUAGCACUCCUUUCGAAGAAUCGUAUCUCUAUCCUAAAAACAUUUCGCUUCCCGGUGACGUUGUUAAUUCCUUACAAGAAUGUACUGAUAGCCCCUCAGCAUCGAACAACAUCAAAACUGAGGAAAUCACCUUACAUAAGGGCGAUAAUAAUGAAAGCUUCACGAAUAGCCAUAAUAUCGAAGCUAAUAAUAACGAAAUCGACUUGGAUAUAGAUAUGAGCUCUCACGUCAGAAGAGUUGGGGUAGAUGCGAAUAGCGUGGAAUCGCUCAUGGAAGACAAUCCCUACGUUAGGUUCUACGAAAAACACAAAAAGGCUUAUGUGCCUUCGUAAAUAUUUCCCUAUUAUACUUUCUUUUUACAUACAAAAGUUUUGUUUCAUGUAUAAGGACUCUUAAAAUAUUUUAUCUAAAUUAUUUAUAUUUGUUUAUAUUAUAAUUAAUAUUUAUUAAUAAAAAUAUACAUUUUAAUUAUAAAAAUAUAACGCGAUUUUUAUAUUAUUGUCUUUAUAUAAUAUAGAAUAUCAGAGAUGUCACAUAAUUUUAUGUAGUAUUUAUUUAGGGGGACUUAAAGGCUAACUGUACAUUUUUUUAGUAAUUUUACAUUUAUUAAUUUUUUUAAAGGUGAUUUGAUAAUUAAGCACCCCGCCGCCAGUCCCUUCUGAUGCUAAUGUGGCAUAUGCGCGAUUCAAUAAAUAUUUUUAUAUAUUGCUACACAUUGCCGCCUAAUAUUUUUGAACAAAAUGUUUUGACCAGAU
Gordionus sp. m RMFG-2023 is the source of this 1537-nucleotide messenger RNA. RefSeq names its product transcription initiation factor TFIID subunit 8-like. The coding region runs from base 122 to 1114 and encodes 330 amino acids. The record is from RefSeq and is a predicted model, not a curated record. Gene Ontology annotation, cellular component: transcription factor TFIID complex. Gene Ontology annotation, biological process: transcription initiation at RNA polymerase II promoter. Gene Ontology annotation, molecular function: protein heterodimerization activity. The transcript is spliced from 7 exons. NCBI's taxonomy places the organism in Eukaryota, Metazoa, Nematomorpha, Gordioida, Chordodea, Parachordodidae.